Messenger RNA from Cherax quadricarinatus, 3643 nucleotides. The record is from RefSeq and is a predicted model, not a curated record. NCBI's taxonomy places the organism in Eukaryota, Metazoa, Arthropoda, Malacostraca, Decapoda, Parastacidae.
GGAUGGAGGUGCCUAAGCCAAAAUGUCUGGAACAUCCCAUAAAUGUUCCCACCAAACUGUUGAUGGGUCCUGGUCCAGUCAAUAUGCCUCUGCGCGUUCAUAAUGCCAUGAUGAAGCCAAUGCUAGGUCAUCUACAUCCAGAAUUUACUCAGGUAAUGGAUGAAGUAAAAGAAGGCCUAAAGUAUAUUUUUCAAACUACUGCUGAGGUUGUGUGUUGUGUGAGUGGGACAGGACAUGCUGGAAUGGAGGCAACCAUGUGUAAUCUUUUGGAACCCAAUGAUGUCAUUCUGAUUGCACAGAAUGGUAUAUGGGGUGAACGUGCUGCUGACAUGGCUCGCAGACAUGAUGCUGAUGUGCGCCUGAUAAAGAAACCUCCAGGUGAUGUCUGUAGUCUGAAUGAGCUUGAGUCAGCAUUAUUAAAACACAGGCCAGCCGUUCUUUUCUUGGUUCAAGGAGAGUCAUCCACAGGAGCAUUACAACCUUUAGAAGGUGUCGGAGCUCUUUGUAGAAAGCAUGGAGUUUUGCUUGCAGUAGACACUGUGGCAUCCCUUGGAGGUGUACCAUUCUUCAUGGAUUCUUGGGAAAUUGAUGUUGUAUAUACAGGUUCUCAAAAAGUCAUUUCUGCACCACCAUCAGUGGCUCCAAUUGCUUUCAAUGACCGUGCCAUGGAGAAAGUUCGCACUCGCAAAACACCCAUACGAAGUUUCUACUUGGACAUAACGUGGCUGGCAAACUACUGGGGGUGUGAUGGAUUGCCUCGCAAAUAUCACCAUACAGGACCUGUUAGCUCUGUAUAUGCAUUGCGAGAAGCUUUGUCCAUGGUGAGUGAGGAAGGCCUCCAUGCCCUCUGGUCCCGCCACUCCUCUUGUGCCCAAAGACUGUACAGUGGUUUAGAAGCUCUUGGCUUGAGGUUGUUUAUCGCUGAUCCUGCCAAACGAACACCAACUGUUACCACUAUUUGCAUCCCAGAGGGUGUUGACUGGAUGAAGGUGACCAAAUACUUUAUGUCCAAGUACCAGGUGGAAGUAAGUGGUGGUUUGGGACCUACUGCGGGCAAAGUGUGGAGAAUUGGCCUCAUGGGUUAUAAUUGCAUCCCAGAAAAUGUGGACAAGGUACUGAAGAUUAUGAAAGAAGCUUUAGCAAAUGAACCAUUAUUAAAAAGCAAUUUGUAAUGUCAGGCUUUUAAUUAGGAUCAUAAGGACUUUGUGGUGUUCCACAAAGGAACUGAUGGUGUAUGUUUCAAAGUGAAUAAUACAUUUGCAGUAAAUCAACAGAUUCCCAUAAAGAUUAUUUUUUUUUUUACAGUAACUUGGACCAAUAUUUGGACAAUAUAAUUUCUUCUGGCUGUCUGACCAGUCUUAAUAUAUGCGAUAAUUAGAUAACUAAAGAUUAUUUUAAACUUGGUUCAUGCAAUGAUACUUUUCCUUGACUACACAUAUGUGUGGUACAGUGUUUAAUUAAGUAUAGAAUGGAAGCUAGAAGGGGCAAGGGUUAUUCCAGAAUGGUUGGAAGGAAAGGGUGAGAAAAAGUGGCUUUUGAGUUUUAGGAACCUGGCCAUCUGGCAGGCUUGUACGAGUAUACUAUAUAGAAGUUUAAUGGACUUGCUGUUGGUUUAAGAGCAAGGUAAUUAUUCUGAAGGUAUUUAGGAAAUGCCAGUUAACCAGACUUAAGGGUCCAGGAAAUGGGAAGAGGAGUACCUGCACUCUGAAGGAGGGCUGAUGAUGUUGCAGUCAAAGGGAAAUCGGAAUUGUGACAUCACACUUUUGGAAAGGGUGAUUGAAUGAAUGAUGGUGCAUACAUUUUCUUAUUUGGGUCACACCACCUUGACAGAAAACAGCACUUGGGAUAAAGAAAAAAAAAGCAUAUUUGUUUUCAGCUUAAUGCAGCACUGUAUGACCCUUAUGGGUUUAGCUCUUAGUUAUGAUUAUAAUAAUUUGAGGUUAAUAAUAGGGGUCUUUCAUGUUUAUUAUUAGGUUAUUAUUAUAGUUUUACAUAUUAAAACUUAUACAAUAGGUAAGUUGUCAAACUGCAUUAUUGUAUAGAAAUGUUAAUUUUCUCAUUUUACUACUUAAAAUAUAUCCAGUUUCAUAUAUUUAGUAAAAUUUAUGUAUAACAUUAAAAAUCUAGUCACAUUACUAUUUACAUAAAAAAUUCUAAUUAUUUUUAAAGCUGCUGAGUGAUCAGAGUUAAAAACAUCAGACUAAUCAAAUACUUUUAAAAUUUUGAUUCCUAAGCUUUCUAUAACUACACUAUUUAUGGAGUUUCUUAAAGAGUGAUACUUUACUAAAAAUGUAUUAAGCACUAACAUGUAAGAAUAGUGAACUAAUUGGGUUUAAAUCCCCAUGGAAGCACACCCACAAAAGUAAUGAAAUGGCAUUACAGUAUUAUUACAAUGAUUUUUUUUUUCAAGUCGGCCGUGUCCCACCGAAGCAGGGUGAUAAUAAUUAAUAAUAAUACGUAAUUAAUAAUACAUAAUCAAUAAUAAUAAUAAUACAUAAUUAAUAAUAUGUAAUUAAUAAUAAUCCGAGGGAAGCACUAAACUUUUAGGGUCGUACAGCACACAGGAAAUCAGAGGCAAUCAGGUUUGAUUUAAGGGAGUAUAGGUCCACUUCCAUGGAUCAAGAGCUCCCUCACUAGUAUCAAGGCAUCUCAAGGGAAUAAAAUGGCAUAAAAAAAAAGCAUAGGUGUUCAAAAUUUGGUACAAAGCAAGAGUGAUGGGUCAUUUAAAGGUGGUUUGAUGUUAACAACUUUUGCCCUUAAAGGGCGGUAUCUCAAUAUCAGUGAUGACCCCUUGAUGCAAAGAACUGGACCUCUCUUAAAUUUCCUUGAAUCAAACCUAAUUCUCUCCUAUUUCCCCAGGUGCUGUAUGAUCCCUAAGUAAAAUAAUAGUAUAAUUUAGAGUUUAUACUAUUUAUAAAUAUAUGGUUUAAACGUAAUGUCUGUGUCAAAAAUUAUUAGUAAAAUAUUUAUAUGACAAUGAAGCUGGGAAAUUUAAGAGAGGCUUAGUCUGUUAACAUUAACACUUUGCCAAAGCUCAAUAAAUAUUACAUAUCAAGAGGAAAUAAUUUCAUACCAGGAAUGAUUAAGUUACUGUAUUAUGAAUUUUAUUAUAUACUGCACUAUAUUAUGUAAACUGUAACUAAGUAAUGGUGAAUUAAUUAAUUACCACAUUGUGUAGUGUGCAAUUUAAUUACCUUGAGAACUACAAAUUUCUAAGAACUUUUGUGAUCUCUCAAUUGCAUUCUCAAGGACUAUACUUUGAAAGCAUGACUGAGGGAACAUGAAAGUGCUUGGAAUUUAAUGCCUUUUCAACAUGAUUAAAUUGCAUAUUAAAAUAUCACUUGUUUCUUGUGAUUUGAUUAUAUCAUGUACAGUAAAAAUUAUGAAGUGCAAUUACAAUACAAGUUGAUAUAACCUAUCAACAGUAUUUUGGACUGUAUGUACACUGCAGAUAAGCAGGAGUGGGAUGGGAGAUUUUAUAGUCUUGAUUCACCCCAGUACACAUGAAAGAAAAUACAUAGUACACUAUCAGCUGCAACUCAUUUCAGUUACACACAAUCAUGUGAAUAAAAUCUAUAUUGUACUGUUGUAUUUUUACACAAACAUUCACAAGCAAAUUAAUAAAAAUGUUUACCCUGCUUAA